Rotaria sp. Silwood1 is the source of this 363-nucleotide messenger RNA. The record is from the annotation of a GenBank genome assembly. NCBI's taxonomy places the organism in Eukaryota, Metazoa, Rotifera, Eurotatoria, Philodinida, Philodinidae.
AUGGCAUCAUCAGACUCCGCUGGCGCUUCUGCUACUGUUUUACCAAAUGAUGCAGUUUCUGGUCGAAUGGACGUAGUUUCACUUAUUGUUCUUGUCUCUUAUCCAAAACAUUAUCGUAUAUUUGCUGAAAAAGAGCUUGUCUAUGAGAUACUUCCACAUGCAGCGGACUCAUCAUUUGUUUGGUUUGGAAAUUAUUCGGCUGAAAAAGACGAACAUCCACCUGUUUAUAUGGAUGUUAUAGGUAAAAUGAUUCGUUUAGGUUAUCAUAUAUUAGGAUCAACUGGUGGUGGUGGAAAUCCAGCAAUUGGUGAUAAUCUGUCGACACAUACAUCACAUUAUAUUUUUGUUCGAAAACGAGAAUAA